GUAAAAAGGGCGAUAAUGAAGGCCCUCAUAUGAAAUCCAUCAAUACCGCAAUUCAAGAGUCAAAAUCGUUUCUUUACUCUACAGCCGUCAUUUCUCCGAUGGAUUGGCAAGGACAGAAGCUAGCAGAGCACCUGAUGCAGCUGUUGUUGGUAUGUUUUGCAGUGGUGGCAUUUAUCACAGGCUAUGUGUUGCGGUCAUUUCAGAUGAUGAUGCUGAUCUAUGGAGCCGGUGUGGUGUUGACAUCUCUGCUUAUCGUUCCCAAUUGGCCGUUCUUCAAUCGUCACUCCCUCAAUUGGUUAGACCCAAGUGAGGCCGAGAAGCACCCGAAGCCACAUCCUGCUAUUUCUGGCCCAAAGAAGAAGACAUCAAAGAAGUAGGUUUCUCAAUUAGUACAUUCAGUUUGUUCCAUGGUGAAGGGUAUUACUCAUUUCCGCGCACUAUUGCUGCAAAAGAAUAUUUUUCGUUGUUAUAGAAUCAUACAAUUAUAAACCAUAUGUGCCAAGGACAUGUCAGUUAGAAUAUACUUAUUGAACAUAUGCUCUCAAUUGAACAUUUUGGUGGGGUGAGAGUGUUAAAAGGCUAGCAUAGUUAUGCUGGAUACAUACUUUGAAAUCUGUAGUAAUUCAUCUUGAUGCAGCAAAUCUCCCACGACACAAAAUCCAUGAAUGUGAUUUCUUGCAUUCAAUAUUGCUAUAUUGUUUUGUUGAGGCUGUCUCAAGGAAUACUUUGAUAACUUUUUUUUAUACAAAUCAUCAUCACAUUCA
This is a messenger RNA of Salvia splendens (bonfire salvia), 764 nucleotides long. Its product is annotated as probable signal peptidase complex subunit 1. Lineage: Eukaryota; Viridiplantae; Streptophyta; Magnoliopsida; Lamiales; Lamiaceae. The coding region runs from base 30 to 377 and encodes 115 amino acids. Gene Ontology annotation, biological process: protein targeting to ER. Gene Ontology annotation, cellular component: signal peptidase complex; membrane. The record is from RefSeq and is a predicted model, not a curated record. The transcript is spliced from 2 exons.